CCACAAUCGCCAGAAGGGCAGAGAACACAGCAAUGAUCCCUCGUAUACCUCGUCACAACUGGGAUAGGCGGCUCCUGCGGGCUCUAUUGGAGUCAGAGAGCAUCUUCGCCGCCUGCCAACCCCGCACCUUCUUCAGCUCGCUCUCCGCGACAGGCGCUCGACGGUCUGCCCAAACUCGCAUAAAAUCGUUACCAAGCGGGACACGAUGCUCUGGGGGGUCACACCGGCACCUCAGCACUUAUGCACCUUCAGCGCAACAACCGCCACAGCAGUCGAGGAAGCGAACGCAUAUGUGCGGACACGUUGAUGUCUCCCACGUUGGGCAGCGGGUGGUUCUGUGUGGAUGGGCAUUAUCCGCGCGAAAGGCAGGGAAAGAUCUGGUCUUCGUACCGCUUCGAGACGCGACGGGCAUCUCCCAGCUAGUCUACGAAGACCCGCACAGUUCUUCGUCCCACUCCGCUGAAGCGCGAGAGAGUAUCAGGGACGCGCUUCUGUCCAUCACUCCAGAGUCUGUCGUGCGCGUGUCCGGCAUCGUAAGAAAACGGCCCACGGAGGCCGUGAAGAAGGACCAGUGCGGAGGCGAGGUGGAAAUUGUUCUCGAAGGUUUUGAAGUCCUGAACGCUGCAGACCCAUUACCAUUCUCGACGGCGGCGCGAGCCAAGCUGCCGUCUGAGGAAGUGCGACUCAAAUACCGCUACGUGGAUCUCAGGCGGUCACAACUGCAGGACAAUCUCCGCAAACGGGCGCUCGCUGCACAUACGGCCCGCAACUACCUUCAAGUCCAGCGCUUCGUAGAGGUUGAAACACCCCUUCUUUUCAAAUCCACGCCAGAAGGGGCACGCGAGUUCCUGGUCCCCACGCGACACCCAGGGCAAUUCUACGCCUUGCCGCAAUCGCCACAGCAGUACAAGCAGGUUCUGAUGUCUGCCGGGCUGGACCGCUACUACCAGAUUGCAAAGUGUUUCAGAGACGAAAGCCUCGGUGCAGACCGACAACCUGAGUUCACGCAGAUCGAUGUUGAGCUUAGCUUUGCGGAGAUGGAGGACGUGAUGGAGGUCAUGGAAGGCUUGGUCAAGCAGAUCUUCAACGCGGUGAUCGGGUGGAAGACUGAUGGGCCGUUUCCGAGGAUAACGUACGAGCAAGCGAUGCGUUCAUACGGGUCAGACAAGCCGGAUGUACGAUACGGCAUGAAGAUCUGUAACGUCUCCGAGGCGGUUGGCCACGUGUCGGAUGACGGGACUGUGGUGGAGGCGUUUUGCGUGAAAGGCGGCGCAAAUAAAAUCAGCAAUAAGGCAUUUGAGAAGAUCAAGGAGGUCAUUUUGACCGAGGCCUUCCCGUUGUUGGGAGGGAAAGUGGAUCCCAAAGACCUGUAUCCUAUUCGCGUUUCUGGCGAGGCUGGUUGGACUGGCAAACUAGGCUUUGGCCUGGAAGUUUCGCCGGCGGGAAAGCAGCAAAUAGAAGCAGAAAUGGGACGUGUGGAAGAAGGCGAUCUGGUGGUUGUUAACCGCAGAUUAAACGGAUACCUCGGGCCGCAUACCAUCGCAGGCCGCAUGAGACUCCAUAUCAUCAAGCACUUGCUGAGCACCGGCGCCCUCUCACCCGACAACGAGUACAACUUCCUGUGGGUGCAUUCCUUCCCGCUCUUUACCCCUACUACGCAUCCUGCACGUAUCCCCGCCGGCACCGAAGCCACGUACGAAGCUACACAUCACCCUUUCACCGCGCCGUUACUGCCGUCACCGCCAUCCACCACCUCGCCGUCACCCACAACACAGCACGACUCGCUCUUCACCUCCCCCGGCGACGCCCUAGGUCAGCACUAUGACCUAGUAGUUAACGGCCAAGAAAUCGGCGGCGGGUCCGUGCGGGUCCACGACCCGCACCUCCAGCGUCGUAUCUUUUCUGAGAUCCUUCACAUGACCCCUGAGCGCGUCGCAGCCGAUUUCAACCACCUCCUCGACGCUCUCCGCUUUGGCUGCCCACCGCACGCGGGGAUGGCGAUUGGGUUUGAUCGCAUGGUUGCGAUCUUGUGUGGGGCAAGUUCCAUCAGAGAUGUUAUUGCGUUUCCAAAGUUGAGUGGAGGGGAUUUGUUUGUUGGGAGCCCUGCGGGGGUUUCGGGACAGGCAUUAAAGGAGUAUCAUUUGAAGGUUGUAGAAUAGAUCCGGGUGGGGUUGCUCCUGUAAGGUCCCCUUGCGCUCUCGUAGAUACUCUAGAAUAGGUAUUAGAUAUUCUUCUGAGCUAAAAGACUACUAGCGGCGUCUGACCCUGAUUCAUGUGUCUUUUUGAACACCUACCGCCUAAUGCUCAUCAUAUUCGGCAUGUCCAAACUCUCCGUGAUCCAGAGUCAAACGCUGUGCUCGUCGCGAGGUGCUCGUUGGGUCGUCAAGCAUGUAACCCAACCCAAAGACCGACACUCCCGAAUGACCUCCUCAACAAGUUCCCCUAAGCCCAUCACCAGCCUGCGCGGCCACUCGGCUCCAGUGCUAUGCCUCGCCACACUGCCUGCCGACCCAACUACCCUCGCGUCAGGCGCAGAGGAUGGCACCGCGCGGAUAUGG
Messenger RNA from Fimicolochytrium jonesii, 2558 nucleotides. RefSeq names its product mitochondrial aspartyl-tRNA synthetase. Lineage: Eukaryota; Fungi; Chytridiomycota; Chytridiomycetes; Spizellomycetales; Powellomycetaceae. The record is from RefSeq and is a predicted model, not a curated record. The transcript is spliced from 2 exons. Gene Ontology annotation, molecular function: aspartate-tRNA ligase activity; ATP binding; nucleic acid binding. Bases 33 to 2159 code for a protein of 708 amino acids. Gene Ontology annotation, biological process: aspartyl-tRNA aminoacylation. Gene Ontology annotation, cellular component: mitochondrion; cytoplasm.